Molecule: messenger RNA, 321 nt
Organism: Penicillium taxi
Lineage: Eukaryota; Fungi; Ascomycota; Eurotiomycetes; Eurotiales; Aspergillaceae
Product: acylphosphatase
Exons: 5
Coding region: 1-321 (106 amino acids)
Molecular function (GO): acylphosphatase activity
Source: RefSeq, a predicted model, not a curated record
AUGACAUCUAAGCGAGUUGCUUUCAAAGUCCACGGCACCGUACAAGGUGUUGGCUUCCGUGACUUUACCCAGAAAACUGCGAGAAGCAAUGAAUUGAAAGGAUGGGUCAGAAAUACUAUUUGUGGAAAAGUCGAGGGAGAGGUUCAGGGCGACGAAGAGACGGUCAAGAAACUUUUGACCCAGAUUAAUAAGGGACCUCGCUUCGCUCAUGUUGUGAAACUUGAGAAAAGGGAGAUUGAGCCAAUUCAGAGCGAAGGCGAUUUUUUGGUGAUGCGGACUUCUGAGUCUGCUUUCCACUCUGAAGACGUAUCGGAUGUUUGA